CAAAGGCAAUAUACAUAGAAAGCAAAUCUCAAGAUUGCACCCCCCCAAAGACAAAAAAAAAAAAAAGGCGCAGUAGUGUCCAACAUCUCUCUCCCUUCUUCACUUUUCUUUAUCCUUACUCAUUCCAUGAACACUUGUCAUCAUUUUAGGACACCCCCGAGCUCAAAACCUCAAAGAACUCACCCAUCACUCCAUUACUCUUUACUACCCAUAUCUUCUUUUUCUUUUUGCAUCAUAUAAUGUUCUUUUUUCUGUAAAAGAACUGCUUGCUUCAAGCAAUGUUAAUGUUGAUUACAGGUUGAUAGUCACACUUAAAGAUUCUUGUUUCAUUUGUCGUUAGUGAUUUCCAUAUUUUCUUUUUCUUUUUUUGGUAUCAUAAUCUUGAAAAGAAAAUUCAAUUCUGGGUUGUGUUGUUAGCAUAGAGAAUGUUUUAAAUUGGUGAAUCGUAACCUAGGAGGAAAUUAAGCUGCUGAAGUUCUUGAAUAUUACAAAGUGUGAUGGAGGAAUGCAAGUUAAAUUUCAAUGCACCACUUUUAUCAGUGAGGCGCUUUUCUUCAACAUCUGUUUUUUCAGCUAGAGAUAAGCAGAAGAUAGUUGAGAAUUCUCCUUCCACAAGGGCACAUACUCUCCCCUCGGAAGUGAGUUGGGAUCAGGUAACAGAAGCGGUUGCAGUUCCUUUUGUAUGGGAGCAGUUCCCUGGGAAAGCAAAAGGUGGCAUCCGGCACGAGUUUCAGCCUAAUCAGGAAGCUUUGGGCACUCCUAGACUUCCGCCAGAGAGGGUUUUGGAUCUCAUAAAGUCUCCUGUGGAGAGUGAGUUUGAAAAUCAGUAUGUGUUGAGGCCCCAAUAUUCUAUGAAUGAUAAUGUGACAAAAUCAAACUGUUUAAAUGAGAAAAUCUCAGGGUUGGAGAAAGAAGAUGCUGUUUAUUUGAAUGCACUUGAUACGUUGUCCCCAAAAGAUUCAUUCUCAAUGAAUUGUAGUGUAAGUGGAUCAGUUGCAAGACCGUCAGGAACAUUUUCUACAGAUCCCCAACAGAUGAGUCAUUUUUUAUCUGCUGCCAAGGCAAUGAUUCUGAAGACACCUCGAUCUUCAAGGAAGCAAUGUACGGCACCUGAACAACGUAGAGAGCUAAGGGAAGUGGCUGUUGGGGGCAGGAAACCUGUUAAUAGUUAUGAAUUAGCUAUCAUUCCACAUUAUAAUCAUGAGGCACAUGAAGAGAAAAAAGAAGACUACAAUAUGUACAAGGAUUCCCGUAAUUUAUCAAGAGCAGCUGGUGGAUUGUUAGCUCGGUUAUGCUUUAUGAACUUUAUGUGCCUCUUAAAUCCUGUGGCUGGAUUAAAAGUUAGGACUCGCUCCUCGCUGGCUUCUACUUGUGAGGUUGCAAAACCAGGAAAAACUACCUUCAUCAAGUCUCAGAGCCAAAUUGUUGACAAGCACGAUUGGGCUAUUGCUUGUAACAACAAAUCGGAUGGUGGAGUUCAAUCCUCCAGGUUCCCAGAGAACAAAUCAGAUGCCGGAGUUCAAUCCCAUAGGUUUCCUAGAUGGGAUCAAUGUAGCAACUCAAAUGACCUGCAAAUGGUAACUUGGUUACCCCACAAGAGGCUUCCAGGUAGUGCUCGUAUUCCUUCCUAUCGUAGAGAGAGACCUCAAUCUCCCUUUAGUGGAGGAGGCUUUCUUGGUUUGCCCAAAGACGCUGAGAAAUUCGAAACAAAUAUGUUGGUUAAGUAUACAGGUAGCAAUAACUACUCCCAGGAAUUAGUACCCUAUCAAAGCAGCAAACGAGGGUCAUGUUCAUUGAGCCCUGCAGAUGAGAAAACACUGUGUCUCUAUGUAGAUACGGUAAAAAUUGGGAGUUCAAUUUCCAAUUCCUCAAAUACUAAAACCCCAAUGGACUCUACGGGAAAACAUUCUGAUACCAUAGUAAUGAAUAGAAUGCUGGAAGAAGCCGCUAGUGUAGAAUCUUGUCUUCAAGACAUAAAAGGCCCCAACCUUUUGGACAUAAAGGGCGUAUCAGGAAAUGAAAUCACAGGGCCAGUGAAUUCCAGCCGCUCUUCUUUCUCCGACAAAUCAAAUCUCAGAGGUCAAGCUGAUCAAGGAGAAGCUAAGGGUGGCUCUGCUGAUUACACUCCUCUUCCUGUUCCUCUACCGAAAGCACCAUCGGAGUCCUGGCUUUCGCGUGCACUGCCUGCAGUUGCAUCAAGAAAUUCAUUUCCAAAGUCUUACAAUGGCACUGGUUUUAAUUAUCCCAAAAAACAGGAACCUAAGAUACCUGCAACUGAUACCAAGUGGGAAACAAUUGUCAAAACUUCUUACUUGCAUCCGCUAUUCUGAGGAAUUAGUAACUCACCUUUCUGAGCAAUCCAAAACUUAAAAAUAAAGAGGGCUGCAUUCAAAUACUUGCACUCAACAUGGUCAGAGCUGGUUAAGAUUUUGCAGCAGCCUACCAUUUUCGUUUUCAUCUUUCCUCCAGGAUCUUUUUUUUAACUUCAAUUUGUUAGACCUUGUUAUUGUAUAAGUUUGGAAGUGGUUCGUUUCUGUUUUCCUACAUCAGCCAUCAGUGAAUCAAAGUCGAUCCAAAUCUUUGUAACGUCCACGAUUUGAUCUCGAAUAGCAUAAGGAAUUUGACUAGAAAA
This is a messenger RNA of Gossypium arboreum, 2632 nucleotides long. RefSeq lists its product as uncharacterized. The record is from RefSeq and is a predicted model, not a curated record. Bases 498 to 2330 code for a protein of 610 amino acids. The transcript is spliced from 3 exons. NCBI's taxonomy places the organism in Eukaryota, Viridiplantae, Streptophyta, Magnoliopsida, Malvales, Malvaceae.